Rhopilema esculentum is the source of this 12417-nucleotide messenger RNA. Its product is annotated as melatonin receptor type 1C-like. Gene Ontology annotation, molecular function: G protein-coupled receptor activity. Gene Ontology annotation, cellular component: membrane. Gene Ontology annotation, biological process: G protein-coupled receptor signaling pathway. The record is from RefSeq and is a predicted model, not a curated record. NCBI's taxonomy places the organism in Eukaryota, Metazoa, Cnidaria, Scyphozoa, Rhizostomeae, Rhizostomatidae.
UUCUUUUUUUGCCUAUGAGAUGAAAUCUCGAAACUGUGGUAUGUUAAAGUGAAAGAGUUUGCUUUUUUGGUAGUAAGAUUCUGACGAAGCAGUAAAUACAUUGAAAAUAAAAGAAAGAUAUAGGUCAGUGCUUUUAAGCGUGCACUAAAUUGCAUGUUUAAUGUCCUCCAGAUCUCAUGGUCUUUCAAUUUUUUCUUGCAGCUGAAUUUUUCCUUUUUAAGCUCAAAAUUUGUGGCACGUUCUUUGCAGCAAAACAGCUGUUUCAAUUGAGUAUCUUUUUAGCAAUAAUAAUUCUCUGCUCUUUGUGGAGAAAAAUUCCCUACGUUAAGUAUAACAUUCCUCACAUUAAUCUAACUUUUUAAAUGAAAAUCCACAUAGUUGUUCUGUUUAAAUGAAACAAUGGUCUAAUGAGAGUUGCAUUAUAUUUUUUCAAUUUGGUCGAGAGCAUAUAAUGUUUUGCCUCCCCCCCCCAAAUUUAACAAGGGAAAUGAAAUUUUACAAAGAUGUGGUUUUGCAUUUGAAGUGUAACUCAAGAUUAAUUUAACACUUUACACAAACGAUGAUAAGGGUAUAUAUGCCCAUACAUACCACCUAUUAUACAUUGCUGUCUAUGGGGUGUUUUGUGGAUUACUUAAUGGCAAAUAUUCAUGACUCUGCACACGAGAUAUUUAAUACUAGAAUAAGAGCAAAAAUGAAAGAAAUAUUCCAAAAUUGGUGCUGCAGAUCACCAAUCUUGUCAAGAGGGAGUAUCAAAGGCCAAACCAGGAAAUAAUUGAUCCUCAAAUCACGUAUCCCGGAACUUCUUUUCCUGACCUGGGCAUGAAAAUUUAGCAAGUUUGUUAGAAUACAGAUUUGGUUAUUUAAUGUGAAUUUUAUUGGAGAAAUUGAAAACAUAACCGAAAAGCUGUGAAAAACCAUUUCAACCCUGAUCUCAUCUAAAUAGAACAAACAUUGGCAAUUCCAAACCUCUUUCACUCGAUUGUUGCGACACGAAUCAAAGAAUAGGACCGUAAGAUGAGGGCAGUGCACUCACCAUCAUUGCCAUACCUAGAUGUUUGUGAUUGGGGUGAGGGGGCGUUACGUGAUGUCAUAGACCGAUAAACGGCAGUCUAUUAUACCAAAUAAUUUGGGGGGGAGAGCCCCUCUGCCCUCAGUUGUUACACUUACAAGUCUGAUCACUACCCUGUUUUACCGACAUUGCAAUUCACCUGCUUAUCACUCUGGAUGCAUGACCGCGGUGUCUUGGAACAACGUCUCAGAAAAACAGGUGCAACAGCAAAUUUACUUAGCAAACCACUCAAAGUCGCACAUGGAUGCAUCCAUUAUUAUCAUAAAUUUUAGUUCUUUUAGGCAAACAGUAAUCAUUAUUUCGAGUUUGAAACUACCGACAUUAAAUGCUUUUCAUUUUUUGUCACAUAGCAAACAGAAGCUAACAAUGUCUUCGGAAAUCAUAUAGACGCUUAUCACAUUAAAUUGUGAAUUCCAUUUCGCCAUUUCUUUACCUAUCAACUCAGUUUUGAAUUACACAGGUUUUCAAGCAGAUGUAGCAGUCAAGCAAGCUGUCGGCAAAUCUCUUACUGAUGGAUGCAUAGUAAAACAGUCAUAUUUUGUGCAAUUCUGUUGUGAAUCUGGAAAUAUUGCAGAAAUGGUGCCGGCUUUUGAGCACUCAAAAAUCGAUUAUCUCUGUUUGUGACUAUCGUCACAGCAAAAUUUUGCGCGUUAUUUUGAUUUAUAUUCCAACCGUCACAGCGUAGGACGGCAGAUCAAGUUUUUUUUGCAAGGAAUAUCUCAGAUUAAUUGGAAACCCGUACGUUUGAAAGCAGACCCGUCUGAUCUACGCGGUUAUGGUUUGGUGCUGUCGAAGGUACUUCAAGUUCAACGCCUGUUGAGAAGUGCCUUGGAUCUAACGACUAAUUGCAUUUUUGUUAAAUGGCCUUGGAUUGAUUGUCUGGUUGCAAAAGCCGAUGGAAAGCUGCCCACUGUUUGGAAAUGCAAAUUUGUGUUAUAGAAAAUAUCAACAAAAAUGAAUCAAGGAAUGGUACCCAGAAGCGAAGCAGUAAUUCUGGAAGAUUAAUUAGUAAGUCAAUAUCUAUUAGCAAACAUUUCCAUAGUGUUGGAUAAAGCUGUAAAAGAAAACAAGAGGAGUGCAUACGUGUUGCUUUUCACGUAACAAGAAAGGUCAUCGAGAAUCAUCAGAGAUUGGCAAUGACUAUACAGGCAGCGGAUAAGGCGGGAGGAGAAGAAGAGUAAAGAUAAGUUGGUUUGGUGUUUUAGAGUCAAACGCUGGUGCAACCACGGAAAAUAUUUUAGAUUUGUAAAAGUUGCAAUAUGCUCGAUACUUUGGUGACAGUGAACGCAGCAAUUACUGUCUGCACUCUUGUUGUAGGUACACUCAUUAAUGUUCUUGUGAUUUAUGCAUUCUUGAAGACCAAGUCUCUUCAAAAUGUGAACAACUUUUUUUUAUUUCAGCUAGCCGUUGUUGACCUCGUUAAAGCUUGUUUUAUUCUCCCUGUCAAGGCGUUCAACCAAUUUGAGCAAAAAUCUAUUGGAAGCGGCUUUCUGUGUCAGCUUUCGGGAGUUGUUUCUGCUUUCACCUAUCUUCAUUCCGCCAUUUUGCUUUCUGCUAUUGCUGUCGUUAGAUACUUCAAAAUAGUUAGGCCGAUUCAAUAUUCUAAGAUUUCUUCACGUGGCCGUGUCAUGUUUUUCUCUAUCAUUCUCUUUCUAACAUCUCUCUUGGUGUCCUGUCUCCCAGUGUUUGGAGUUGGCGUAUACCAUUACAGUGGAUAUCACGGAGUUUGCUUUGCUUCUUGGUCCGAUAUCAAUAUACCGUAUCGGAUAGUCUUUUAUUUCGUUACGAUUGGCUUAUGCUAUUCUGUUCUGUUUGUCUGCUAUGGGAGGAUAUUUUGUAUUCUCCGAAGACACAGGCGUGUUGUUGUUUUCAAUCUAACGUCAUUGCAGCUGAAGCCUGUUCGGAAGUCAACCGAAGAAAACGGAGAGCCUAAUGACACCAAUAGCAUCAGCCUUGUGCAUCGAAGAAGAUUUGAGGAGAAAAGGAUAAACGAAGGAGGCAAGGAAAUCACUACUGCUGAUAACGACAUAGAAUCACAUCCCGUUCGCCAGAAAGCAAACCAGCAAUCUUCAGGUAUGCAGACAAUGAAGAAGUUCCAGAAUGACGUUCGCGUCACUAAAAUGAUGUUCACUGUGGUCGUUGUAUACUCAAUAUGCUGGUUACCAGCAUUUUUCGUUACUUUUCUUAGCUUGUCAAAGGUUGUCGUUGUCUCUCCAAGCGUUUUUUACCUCAUUGUGACUCUGGUGGAGCUCAAAGUCUGUCUGAAUCCUUUGAUCUAUGGAAUAUGGAAUUAUCAGUUUAGGAAAGCCUUAAAAGCCAUAUUUCUGAAAGAGUUCAAUGAGGUAUCUUUCGGGAAGGGUAAGGUAGAGCCCGCUCAUAAAAACAGUCAGCAAACAGAGAACGUUUUGAAGAAAGGAGAAAACGAUGAUGCAUUGUGAAUAAAUAUGAUGCUGAGCUUGCCGAAUGAAUGAAUUUCCAAUUAGGUUUGCGAUUGCAGCUGAUGGCAAAUAAAUAUUUGCGAAUUAAAAAAUUCGAUUGCAGUAGGCUUAUCUUGACCAUAUAUUUAUCGCAUUUUAACUGUUUUUUGUAAUGUAAAACAAUUAUUGUUGCAUUGAAGUGAAACUAAUAAGUCAUUUUACCGUGUAUUUAUCGCAUGUAAACGGUUUUUAAUGUAAAACAAUUAUUGAAGUAAAACUAGUUAGUUAUUUGAGUAUAUUUUUAAGGAAGUAAUUGGCACUCACCCGAAUCCCAAGAGCUUGAAGCUCGCGGAGGGAGGAGAGAUUUUGUGGUUAUGUUACAGGGUUUUCAUGACGAGCAAAUACACUAGCACUGUAGUUCUGUGCAAUCAUGCGAAUGGACAACAAUUCUGUGGCAUAAAGUCUUCCUAAACGCCAAUUUUGUCGCAUAACAGAAGCUUUGGCAACCAAAGCUUUUAAAGGACAGAUAUUUUUCUGAAAUCAAGUAUUCAGGCCAAAAUUUCCCUCAAUUUUUUACAGUAAUACAGUCUUGUGCAAUUUUUUUUAAACCACGCAACAGAGGCAAAACUGCUAAUCAAAAAGUACGGUAAAAUAUUAAAGAUUACGCAACUGCAAGUUGAAUUUUCAAAAUAAUUGUCUAAACUUUAAAAUUGAUAAAUAUUUAAAUCGAAAUACUAGUAAGAUUACCUAGAAUCUUUUCUUUUUUUCAAAAACGUUUUGCAGAAUUUCCCAAAAGUUUUGCAGCAAUAUCAUCCUCUUAACUCAUAGGCCAAAGAAUAACUUAGGUCGGUCAAAAAGGCGGUAUUCGGAAUAUUUCUAUAUAUUUGUCUUUGAAAGCUCUAAAUAAAGGAUAUAAAUGUUAUUUUCAUUCUCAGUUAUGUGUUCAAUUAAGUUUCUGCUUCAAACUUUUUUCUAAACUAAGUUUCAAUUAUUAAACGAGUAUAUGUAUUUGUAGAUUGCGGGCCUGAUAAAUCUAAUUGGAAUAACCCGGGUUAGCACUAUUGAUAAGCAUAGAAAAAGCUUUCCUAGCCUAACGUUCAGAAUCCAGAGAGGGUAUUUGCACGAAAACUUUGAAAUACCUAUAUGCCUACAAUAUUUGAAACUUAUUGGCUUGCGCAGCAGUGUUUGAUGUAGCACCCAAAACAUCAAACCAAUAGUUACACGCUUCUGUAGUAUAUAAAUAGAUAUAUAUAUAUAUAUAUAGUUUGCCUUGAAUCUGAUUACAGUUUGUCUUGAUGAUUACAGUCGCAAAAUGUAUACCCAUUAUUAUGAUACUGAAAACUACCCUCGUGCCUAUACCUAUCUUUUAAAAUUGUACCUAACAAAUGGCAUAUCCCUACUGUAAUAAAGUUUGAAAUUAAUGAAAAUUACUGCUCACCAAGUGCUUGUUACCAUAUAUGCAGAGGUGUACACGCUAUUUCGUGUAUAUAACAGGACGAUUCUAAGUUGCUACAAGUUUCACGGCUAAUGCGAUCAUAACGCAUAAACUGUUCUAAUUAUAUAUUUGUAUAUAAAAACUGUUCUAAUGUUCUAGUAAAUAUCUACUGCUCUAAUUAUUUUAAUUUAGGAAAAUUUCGUAGUUAUGAAAUUAAAAUAUUACUUUCAAAGGUACCUAAUAUAUGUAUGUAUGUAUUUAUAUAAACACUAAAACUUAAGUCAUAAAGCGAAUAUAAAUUCAUUGGUAUUUAAAUUGCAGCUGUAGAAGUAAAGAGUAUUCAAUUUCUUUACGUCCUAGUUUUGCUUAUGAAGCUUUUUAUAUUUUGAGUUGCCCUUGAAAUUUAAAUUUGCUAUUUAUAAGCUUCGUGUAUUAUAUAUUUUCUUCAUGUUUUGAUUCCAUCAGUUUUUAGAUACGGCUCCGGUACUAAUACUCUCCUGUGAAAUUCCUAUGUAUUUUAACAUUGUGAAACCGUACUCAGUUAUUGUAUUUCGUAGAUUUGUCAAUAGGCAGUUCACUUUUGCAAAUAGCGUACGAGAUUUGCACGAAAACAAAAGGAUUUCAAGGAAUUUUCAGACAAAACAAUUCCACCAAAGUUGUACGAGAUUUUCGAAGAGUGAUUCUCUCAUCCAGAGUCAGGAAAACAUUACAGUCACACGACCACUGACCGGAGGAAGGUCCACGAAAAACAAUAGAAGCUCCUAUGACACACCCAAAUCACGCCUAAUUUCUAUUGCUUUGUGAGGAAGGUUUGUCUUCUGGGAUGUUUUUGUCUGGAGGAAGGUUAACAACUUUUCUUGACUCUGCUCUCAUCUUCAAUAGGCGCGUCUAAUAACAACAAUGUAAGAAUGGAAUCUUCAUUUGAAGUGACAUAGUGAAAUUGCAGUUAAUGCCAGCUAGUUAACUAUUUACUGCUAAAUGUUUAGUUUUAAUCAUAAGAUUCUAAUUACAAGUUUACACAAUGAUGCGCGUAGAAGAAACUGGUAAAGGAGACCAACUCCUGACUCGUAUGUUUUACAGAGCCUGCAUUUACAGCUAAGUUUCUUGAAUCAAAUUAUGCAAUGUUUGAAUCUUUGAAGUUAUUUUCAUUUUCAUCAAAUCAGAUAACAUUUCGCAUAAUCUUAAACAUCUAAGGAAACAAUAGAAUCAUAGAUUUGUUCUCGUAUUUGAGACUUUAACUUUUCCCUCAGGAAGGUAGUGUAAUGCCUGCAUAAUGUACCGAAAUGUUCCCGGCUUCUUGCUUAAAUCUUGUGUUCCUUUUAAAAAUAUGCAUCAGCAUUAGAUACGAUUCGCAAGAGAAUGAACCUUGAUUUUCACAACACGCAUUGCCAAAGGUUACGUGCCUUUGAUUUUUAACACAGCUCAACUUGGCAGGGAACGUCUAGAUAAAUGUUGUUUUCUUCAAAAUUUCAGUUAAAAAUUUAGACAUUCUUCGAGGAAGAGCCCAGAAGGUCACACAGUCAAAGACUAUGAGAAAUCCCACUCAACACAGAAUGAGUUUAAUUACAACGCUCUAAUCCACCUUAAUUUUUGCUUUCAUAGAAAAUUUGCCAAAGCUUGAGAAAAUUGCCCGUAAUAAGGAUGAACACUUUAGUGGACUCAUCUUCAAGGUUUAUCCUAAGAAGUUAAUGUAUGAGAUUUUUGUCAGGUGUUUGUGAAGUCAAAGAUAAGGUACUUGUAUUUCAAUAAGGUGUGUUAUUAUCCUGUCAUUCACGGAAUCUUAUCAGUUGCAUUAUCUUAAAUGACACAGCAAUAGCAUGCAUGUGUUUUCCUGUUAAUAUAUAAUCCUGAAGUUAAAGAUUUGAUUUUAUUAUUAAUUUUGCUCUUUGCACGCGAGAAGAGAAUUUAAACUUCAUAAUUAGAAUGCCAACUUGCAAGAAGUUUCGAAAAAUUUUAAUUGUUUUAAAAUUUUGCCAAACAAAACAAUGAAUUUAAUGGCUCUGGAUUGGUGGCUGUUGUAAAUUUUUAUCUUCCUGACACUAAGAGCAUAUUGAUGAUUUCCCACGGUCAAACUAAACUGAGAGUAGAAGAUGAAUGACCAGAGUCAUGACGUCAAAAAAGUAUGUUUUUAGGAUUUUUGAAUUCUGAAUACAUAACCUAAAGAAUGCAACAUUAAAAUACUGAAAUGUAGACAAUUAGCUAAAUGUGGCAAAAAUUGGCUGUGAAUUUGUCAUAUUAACACAGGCUCUUCCCUAGCAAAUCACUUAUAUUUCGUCUUUGUUUCAAAGUCUAUGAAUUAGUCCAAAACACCAGUAAACCAAAAGUAACUGAGUUUCGUCUCAGUCAGUUUCAUCUUGCUAUAUCUCAGUCAGUUUGCAACAGAAUUGACUCAUAUUGCGCCUUCCGAGAUAUUUCAUGCUGUUAUUUUAAGUUGUGUGAUCAAAAAUUAAAGUUAAAAGCAAGAAAUCUUAUGACGUCACUCUUAAGAAUUUUAUAGAAGAAUGGAGUGGAAAGUCUUCCCGCAUAGACUUUGUCCCCCAUAUAGUCCUGCUUCUUGGUAUGGAUGCUUUGCGGUAUGCAAGCCGAAAGUGGAUACAAAGCUUACAGGCGUGCAUUAAUACUCAGGAGGGGUACUCCCUACUUUUCUAUACGGCGUGGGGGGUUCAUGUCAAUAUUUGGGGUCUGAGAUUUUAGAAAAAAAUAUAUUUGGGGUCUGUGAAUUACAGGUUAAGAGAAAUUCAUUAUUUGGGGUCUGACAAUUACAGCUUAAGAAAAAUUCAAUAUUUGGGGUCUGAGAAGUGAAAACGAAGUUGUAAAAGAAAACCAAAUAUUAGGGAGAAUCCUUAAAGAAAGGAAUCCUUAAAUUUUAAAUCUUGAAACAUCUCUCUUGGUUAUUUAUUGUUUAGGGUAUUGAAAAUGUUGUGAUAUUCAAUAAAAUUUUACAAAAAUGAUAGUCCAAAAUAUUUAACAUUAUUCAGGAACUCAAAAUUUUGAGACUCAAUAUUUGGGGUUCUUCAAAACUGUAACUCAAUGUUUGGGGGUCAAAAAAAAUUGCUGACAUGAAAAAGUAGUGAAUACUGGGCACUAAGAAUCCUUACUGAAUAAUAUAAUUUUAUCUCUUAACAGCUUUUUCAGUAUAUGAUAAGAUGAAAUUCACGCCUAGAAUUUGAAAACUUGUUGGAAUUCAACAGACAGAGUCCACGGAUAGAGUAUUUAUCACAACAAAGUUCUUCGGGAGCCUAGUUGUGCACCUGCUAUCGGUAAAAUAUGGAAAGUGCAGUCAGAAGGAGUCGGUGUAGAGACUAUCAAACAAAAUAGACAAUAUGAACGAUCUAAGUCCUCUUUAGGAAAUUUGAAAAUCUUUGCUGGUUGCAAGCAAGCUUAUCAGAUUAAAUACUUGUUUAGAACACAACUUCCGAAAACAUCGUUAUUGCAUCUUAUGCAGGGAUUUCUUUAAUACUUUUCUGUAAAUGCGCGAAUUUCACAUGCUAGACAAUUUUUUCGUUAUUUUGCUAUACACACAUAUACUGCUGAUUCUACUUAAGAUAAUAUAACCCACAAUCACUCUAUCCAAAGAUCAACGUCACAAUAUGUUUUAAUAUUAUAUGGACGAUUUAAUGAGCUGCUCGCUAGAAUAAGUUAGCUGAUAGCACCUGCAAAUGCGUCCUGCUUAUGUCCACUUCGCUGUGAUCUGCCGUUAAUCUGGAGCAUAUCUAGAUGAUUGUCAGACGUUGUAAUUGAUUGUUAGAGAUUCUUAAAGCUUCAAAAUCUAGGAUAAGUCUUUGUGAUAAUAAAGACUUCAAGUAUUUGAGAUCUAGGAGAAAAUCGGAUUGAUUGUCAAAGGCUGGAUCUAAAACUGUAACGCUAAACAGAUUUAAUUUCUUAAAUGUUUCUGGUGCAUUAUUGCUAAUCUGGGAAGAACCAAUGUAAUUUUCAUAAGCAGGUAUGAAAGCGCGUAUGCAUUGAAACUGCCAAACCUUUAUGACCGUUAUUGCAAUUUAGGCUACGUUCACACUGCUCCGUAUUCGUUUCGCUCUGUUUUUGUUGAUGGAAACGCUGUCCGUUCACAUUUAUCGGUUUUCAAAUUAAUACGAUUUGAAUACGGUAAGUGUUCACACUACUCCAACGAAAACGUUGUUGGUGGCCUCAUUUUUGAAAAGAGGCGUUCACGAAUCCUCAACAAAUUAGCGUCAUUAUCAAUGAAAUUAAAUAAAAGCAAAUCGUGAAAAACUUUUUUGUAACAGCUUCCAGUCCAUUAUGAAUUCUCAAUUUUAAAAUUUUUGAGAUUUGGUUUGCUGUAAAGCACGCAUUUUGUUGCCGUUUUUAGCGUAUUCAAAUGUCUCCGUUUUUAUUCGAAAUUAUCCGUUUUCAUUAGCGUCUUCGAACGACUCCGUUUUCACAGCAGAGUUGUGUGAACGCAAGGCAAAAACGGAUUAGUUUGACUCCUUUUUCAUUUGAAAACGAAGUAGUGUGAAUGGGCCAUUAGGCUCUAGCAGACAAAGGUGUUUUAAACCAGUUUUUUUCCUAUCUGGUGUCUGUUCAUAUGGAUUGAGAUCCAGCCCACAGAGUGAUUUGUUAUUGUUAUUGUGCUCAUAUGAAUCAUUUAGGCCGAAACGAAAAUAACGUGUUUACAUGGUAGAUUUUAUUCGUUUUUAUUUCAUUUCGCCUCAUUAUUAAAUCUUAUGCAUGCCUAAGCCAGUGCAAAAGAAAGAGCUGAAGUCAUCCAUCCCCGAGUUUUAUUUCACCUCAUUGAUUUCGCCUCUCUUCGUGUACACUCUUUUUUUUAUAAGAACAAUUUUAUAAGAACAUGAGCCUCAAAACUGGUCAAAAGUUAAGAACAAAUUAAGAAAAAGUUGAGGCUGAGCUUCUGCAAAAUGCAAUUUGAACAACGUUUUUCUCAAAAUCGAGGAUUUUUAGCGAUGUGUUGGUGCUUUUUCGGUGAAUACUCAAAUUUGUCAGCAAAUUAAGGCUGUCUCACUCACUUUGUUGGCAAAUGAGGCCUGAACACCUCCUUAGAGCGAAAAAGCUAGCAAUAGCACUGCUUACACCCUCUUAAUUUAACAAAUUAAGAACAAUCCAGCCUCAGAUUUUCGAAAAAAUUAAGAACAGUCAGCCUGAACUUAAAAUUACUGGUUCUUAUAUAAAAAAGAGUGUAAAGGCAGCAGUUUGUUUUACCAGCAACCGAAAUGAAACUCGUGUUUGCAUGACUUUUCAUUUCCUAUUUCGGGUAAAGUUUUCUUUCGGGAUGUCAUGUAAAGGUCGUCGUAUUUACCAACGCAUAUCAAAUAAUCCAUCGGGAUCACAAUUUUGCAUCAUGUAGAAGUGAUGGAAACCAUUAAAGCGCAAGGCAACGCGUAUUUGCGUCAUCGUCAAGGACGUAUUUUUUCAAUCAUACAGUUUUUCUCUGAGAAUAUCCUUGCUAUGCCAGGGACUGCAUCAAAGUGCUGUACAAGCGCAAUUUUAAGUAAGAUUUAUCGCUAAUAUGUAAAAACAACGCUUUUUAAUAUUAGCCCUAUUUGUGUUUAUUAUAAUCAUUAUUGUAAAAAUUGUCAGUUUAUUAUCAUGUUGGCAAAAAUUAAUAAGAUAGCUAAACGUGAUGUAUGCACUUACUAUUAGCUUACAAAAGCCAACUAAGAACAGCGAGUAUAAACCAAUAUUAAGGAAUCGCCAUAAAACAAGAACUAGCUUACAAAUUAUCAAAAUCCAAAUGCACGGAUAUAAAAUCGGCACAAACGGCUGUGGCAUUCAUUGGCAUUCCAAUUUCUGAUUCUCAUUUUAAGUUCCCUCAGGAAAGUAGAACAGUAAGCAGAGAGUGUCUGCCUGCGAUAUUUGUUGCACUCUGAUAUGUAUUGUUUCAGUUCCAAAUGAAAAUGUUUCUAUAUUAUUUAGUAAGAACUCGUUCGAAAUUUUAUUGUACGAUGAUUAAAGAUGGCAUUUGUUUUCAUUUAGCUUCAUUAAUUUGUCACAAAACCACUUGUUUAUUGAAGAUGAGUCAUUUUCAAUCUUGGUGUCCUUGCACAUGUUGUCCCAAUCACAAGUAAACAUUGUGAUCUGCAAAGAUGCUGAUUUCUAUUUUCUCUACGUGUAAUAGGAAGUUAUUUUAGAACCUGUUCAAAAAUAUUGGUCCAAGAGCAGAACCUUGUGGGAUACCGAAAUCUACAUUAUCCAAAAACGAUAGGUACCAUGAACAUUUACUUUCUGUCUUCUGUUGUGUAAAUAUUCUGAAUCAAUAUAAACCUGGCCCUCAAGCUUACAAAUGCUUAAGAUAGACACCAAAAGGUAGCACUCUUACAUUUCCUUCUCCAUCAGCAAGAGAAAUUUUUUAUUUUUCCGAUAGUUGUGUUAAGAGAGCCUGCUGAGAGCUACAAAGUAGAAGGGAAGAAUUUUCCAAGAGUCUCUCAAAAAUUUUCGAAAAGUUCAGUGGAAUACUGAUUGGCCUAAAAUUAACCUUUUUAAGUUGUUUCGUUCUUCUUUUGCAAGGUAGAGAUAUAAAGACAGUUUAGCUGGAAACAUUGAAUUUUAAAUACAAUAAUUAAAUGCAGUACGUAAAAGAUCAAAGAAAUUGUCUAAAAAAUUUUAAUGAAUUCUGGGAGGUUAAACUUUAGGCAGGGCUGCUGAGGGGUUAUGGUGGCUAUAGUGUCUUGAGUGAGGGGCCCCGACCCGCGAUGUAGAGGAAUCCAAGAAAAUUACCUUUUCUGAAUUCGUGAUCUAUCUCUUUCUUAUGCUAACUCAGGCCCCGUUCACAUUGCUCCGGAUUCAAAUGAAAACGGAUAAAAAAGUAUCCGUUUGUGCCUUGCGUUCACACUGCUCCACCUUGAAAACGGAUACUUUUGAAAAAGAAGUCUUAUGAAAUCGCAAAAACGCAAUGUGAACACCGAAAACGGGUACUUUUGAAAAUGCUAACAACAACAACAACAACACAGCAAAAUACUAAGACCGCGCCAAUUUGAACAACUUUUCUUAACAUUGCUGAUUCACUCGAAGUUAGUACACUACUUGGAGGAAUAUUAUUGCCAGUGAGUUGUUUAAAAAGUUUUUUAGCAGUCGCGAGUGCUGUAAACCAGUUCGUGGCGUUUUCCUUUUUAUACAGAGCGGAGCAAUGUGAACGCUUCAUCGUUUUCACGCCGUUAUCAAAUGUAUCCGGAGCAGUGUGAACAGGUAAAACGGAUCGAUAUGAAAACGGAUAAAAAUGAAUACGGAGCAAUGUGAACAUAGCCUCAUACUUCUCUCAAUUUCGUUUAAACAUGUGAUAUAAAUGUCAAUCAAACAGUUCGAUGUCUUUAGAUUAGCUUAAAAUCAUUCAUUCGUUUAAAAUGUUUUUCUAUUUUAAAGCAUAACUUUGAUUAUUUUUAUUUAUUCCGUUUUAAAAUGGAGUUCAUUAAUUUAGAAGCUGGCUGCUAGAUCUUGAAGUCCUGGGCGAUUUGGCCUCCCUUGCCUCCCUGUCGGCGGUCCUGACUUUGGUAGGGUACUUUGAUGUUCAAGACGCGACUCCGAAG